AUGAAACAACUAGUAAUUCAAGAUGAUGAAAAUGCGAUACAACUAUCUAAUUGUUCAAAUAAUGAAGCAACUGGUAAUGCAAAUCAAACAGAUGAAAAUGCGAUGCAACCAUCUAAUGGUUUAGGUAAUGAAGUAACUGGUAAUUCAAGCCAAACCGAUGAAAAUGCGAUAAUAAAACCUUCCACUAGUCCAAAUAAUACAAAUAAUCAGAAAACUGCACAGUUAAUGCUUAAUACAGCCGAAAAUGUAAACAUAGAUAAGUCUCGUGAAGGCAAUCAAAAUGAUUCUGAAAAUAAUAUACAUUCAAAAAACGUUACAACCGAUGAACCAGACGAAGUUGCAAAUGAAGGCAUGCAUCUAUCUACCAGAUCGAAUAAUAGUUCCGAAGAAAUGGUACUAAUACCAAUUAAAACCAUUAAAACCAUUAAAACCAUUGAUGAAUCAUGGAAUUUCUUAUUACAUACUUUUUAA
This is a messenger RNA of Racocetra fulgida, 471 nucleotides long. Lineage: Eukaryota; Fungi; Glomeromycota; Glomeromycetes; Diversisporales; Gigasporaceae. The record is from the annotation of a GenBank genome assembly.